Molecule: messenger RNA, 11140 nt
Organism: Lymnaea stagnalis (great pond snail)
Lineage: Eukaryota; Metazoa; Mollusca; Gastropoda; Lymnaeidae
Source: the annotation of a GenBank genome assembly
AACUCUAUUUGUCCAAGUUCUCGAAGAAAUUCGUGUAGACUGACCAGAGUCCGCGAAUUUCGGUAACCAAAAAAAAAAAAUAGGCGUAGAGUACUGUGUAAUCUAUAGCUUAAAGUAAAGUUAUCAUGGCGACAGGGGUGGAAUAGUCAUUUUUAAGCGACCAAGGAAAUCUGCAGGCCAAGGGCGAAAAUCCGGGCGUAAAAAAAUAACAUAUAGGCUAUAGACUAUCUUAGACUAUCUAGGAUUAUGUUUUGCCUCGGAUGGUGGUGACAGGAAUCCACGCCUUAACAGUUUAAACUCUUUUUUUUUUAGAAAAAAUUUAAUUGUUUUUUCGAAGAGUGAAAAAGAGUGAGAGGUUGAGUUUAUUAAAAUAUAUUUAAAAUUUAUUCUUUAGUUUAUAAGACUAAACUUUGUUUCGCUUAUAAACAAUGAAAUACCACUCUUCUAUGUAAAAGUCUUAUUUUAAAAUAGCUCUUAAAAAGUUUAACUGAGAAAUAGCAAAGAAACAAACAUAAUAUGGAAACAACACACAGCGCGUUGGUCCGUACUUUUGAGAACAUCAGAUGAACGCAGUGUGCGUUGUUCCGCGUUGAAAGAGUUAAAGGAAGCUACCACGUUCAAUGGUACUUACCCUCUAGAGUAGUGGAGGGUUCAUUAUGAAUGAUAUUCAGUAAAAUUGAUAUAUUUCCCUACUAUUUCUUUUAAUUUUAUUGUAGCAUAAUAAAUUGUCAUACAGUAAUUUCUUUUUCAUCAAUGUAUUAAAAUAAUCUUUUUAUAAAAUAAUUUUAUAAUCUUUAAACUGUUUCAGUUUUCAAGGACGUCUUGGCCUUCUUUCUUUCCUAAUGAAUUCUAUGGAUUUUACAAUUUAUCCAAUCAUUUGGAAAAUCCUUAGUCAAUAAGUAGGGCAUCUUUUCCAGUUAGAUGAAGUCGAAAUUUAAAUAUAUACUAUUUUCAUUGUAAUUGUGCUAUGUGUUGUCAGAGAGCAGCUAUGCUCUAAUAACACUGAAUGAGUUGCAUAUUGACUAGGUCCUUGACCAAAGUGUGAAGCCCCCUUCACAAUGGCAGAUGUUGCUUAUCCCCUCCAGUUCACAUAUUCUAUUUAUUUGAGUUAAAUAAAUUAAUUUUAAAUUAAAUUUAAUUUAAAUUAAUUAAUUUCUAUAAUUUGAGUUUAGGGCACUACAGUUUAUUUUAAGGUUUGAUCAUGUAUUUCCGGCAUAUUUUUAAUGUUUCUAUAGUAAUGAAAGGCUAAUAUGGGUCAUGACUCAUAAUGACAUCGUCUCAGAACAUUUUGAGUAGUUUCCAUCCAUUGUCAUGGGAAACAACAGUAAAGUAUACAUUUUGUAGUAUUUUCUCAGAGUUAUAUUCAUAACUUUGCAAACAAUCGUCAAUAGUUAAUUAGUGAGGUGCAAAUUUUGAAAAAUCAAAAAGAUCUGUAAGCUUAAUUAAAAUGAUAGGUUUACUAAAAACAUUAAUAGUAAAAAAUUGUGGUUUAUUCCCCUUUAUUAAAUAUAUGUUUAUUUUCAUUGUAGUUUGGUCAGCGAAAAUACUUUUCUUUGAGUUUUACACCCCUGGUGCACUUGCAGCCAACACACAACAUAGAAAUGUUAGGAUAAAAGCGUGUGGAAUCAUCUAUGUGGGCAAUUUUCUGUGUGCAGAGUAUUCUUUGAAGGGAGUUUUCUGUGUUGUAAAACUUCUAGAUAAUCAACUUCUUUUUGAUAGGCAGAUUGACCCAGUUUAGACCAAUGGGCAACCCAACACACAACCCAAACACAAGAACUUAAGAUCUCUUAAAUCAGGGCUUUUAACUUUUGAUUAAUUUUGUUUCUUUUAAAGUGAAAGAUGUCUGAGAUUCAUGAUUUUGGAGUAGCUCCUGUGACAUGUCACUCAUUUGACAAGGACAGAACAGGUAAUAAAGCUUGAGUUGCCUUAAAAAUUUUAUUUUAUUUUUUUAGUGAAAUAGUUGUAUUGCAAAUUAAGACGCAUUUUCAUUAUGAAUACUUAACUGCAAUUGUUUAAAAAAGCUGAAUUAAGGUUCUCAUGUUUACUUCAUGUGUAGUCCUGAUGCUAAAGUUGAAUUUGAUGAUUGAAUAGUUAUUGUUACUUGUAGUUGAAUUUCUGGUUAGGGAUACUUUUAAAUUAUGAUUAGUGGGGGGACACUUUUAUAGAUUUUAAGCAUGGUCAUGGUAAUAUUAAUAUUUGAAAAUUCAUUGAGCCACACAUCUAGGUGGAAAUAACACACAAUUUUUUCUACAUAUGUGCAUACUUCAAUAUAAUUUUUCUUGUAUAUCAGAGGUAUUUAAAAACAGGACUGAGUAAAUUAUUAACCUUGACAAAGCUUGUCAUCCUUUGUCUGCCAAACCUUGUUCCACAUAUUUCCUUUGUUUGCCAAAGAAGAUUUGGCAAAAAUGCUCAUUAUUUUGAGGUGUAUUCUGAAACAAAUUCAUACUUACCACUUGUAUCCUUACAAUUAUGAUAUAAAAGAGUACUCAGCUGAAAGGAAAUAUAUUUUGUUAUAGGAACUUUGCUUUUAAUUUAUGUUUAUAUUAAUUAUACUACAUUAUUUGCAAACAGGUCUAGCACUUUCUCUCAAUGAUUCCAAUGUUAAGAUUUACAAAAAGUCUGGGACCAAAUGGCAAGAAACAGACACUUUAAGUGAGCACGGUCAGAGAGUCACGAGCAUUGACUGGGCCCCUAACAGUAACAGGAUUGUUACAUGUUCUGCUGUAAGUAGUUAUUGUAGAUCUGCCAUGAAGUUUUAAAAAUGGCAGUGACAGCUCAGAAUAGUGAGCCUUAAAAUAGCGCUGUCCCUGGCAUAUGCCUUACCUCACCCUGGCACUGAAACGAUUUCUCAACAGUGGGUUGAACCUGGAAAUAGCGCCAUCCCUGCUAAUAGCACCACUUUUGCUUCAGUCCGAGUUGUUUGCUUUAUUUCCAGAUCUCACAGUAGCUAUUUGUAAAAAAUUCAUACAACUGACUUUUUUUCUCUAUAUUCUUUUAGUUUUUACAAUUAUGAAUGUUUGUACAAUAACAGGUAUUUUGCUUUACUGGCUUUGCCCUUUAUUAAAUUUUAUAAAAAAAAUGUAGUCCAGUAUAAUAGUUUUAAAUGUGAUGGAGCUUGUUGUUGCUUUUGGAUCAAGCUGUUGAUUUAAAAGAAUUUUAAAUAAAGUCAUCAUAAAAAAAUUUGAUUAAAAUCUUCAAAUAAUAUGUUGGGGUUAAUAAAUACCUCAAGAUUUUUUUUUUUUUGCAAAAUAAAAAUAUAAGCAGGAAAAAAGCCAAGGAAAUGUAAUCAUGUUUUAUUUUGAAAGAAAACUUUUUGUUGAAUGACCCAUAAGUUUCUCAGAAGUCUCCAUGUCGAUCUUAGAAACAACCAGACUCUGGAGUCCUUUAAAACCGAUCUAAAGACACAUCUAUUUCGCAAAUACCUUCUGGGAUGAUUGUCUACCUUAUUUUCCAGUUAAAGCAUAAUGGCGGUGUUGCUCCGGGUUGAAAUGGCUUGAAAGACUUUGAGAUUGUAUGCUUGUAAUUAGUUUUUGUAGUGUUGCGUUUGUUUUAAAUGUGGUAAAUUAUAGAUAUGUUUUUUUGUUGACUUUGUACCGCGCUUCGAGCCUUUCGGGAUGAAGCGUGUUUUUGAAAUGAACUUUAUUAUUAUUAUUAGAUUAUGAACAUUGUCAUGAUCUUCUUAAUUAAUCUCUCCUGUAGGAUCGUAAUGCAUUUGUCUGGAUGCUAGAGAAUGGCAAGUGGAAGCAGGUGCUGGUUAUUCCCCGCAUAAACCGUGCUGCCACAUUUGUCAGGUGGUCACCCAAAGGUGAUUAUCAAGUUUUGAUAACGUGUGCAGUGAAUUAAAAGAAAGUUCCAGUUGAGCUCAUGCUAGGCUCAGUUGAGCUCAUGUUAGGCCCAGUUGCAAAGAAAUAACAAUCAUUAAACACUCCCUCAAAUACAAUUUCAAUAGUAGAUAUUUUUAAAGAGUUUUCAAAAGACAUUGAGUUUAAUGAAAAAUCUCUGUACCCGGUGGCUUUUAACUUUAAGCGGUAGCCUCAGAAAUGUUUACAUUUUGUAAUAAGCGAGUAUACCGAUGCAUGUAUAUAUAUAUUUUUCCAUUCAGAAAACAAAUUUGCAGUGGGCAGUGGCUCUCGUCUGAUUGCUAUCUGUUACUAUGAUGUUGAAAACAAUUGGUGGGUCAGUCGUCACAUCAAGAAGCCAAUUCGUUCAACUGUGACAUGGUGUGUGUUCUUAUUUUUUCUUCUUUUUGUUAAAAAUUUAAAAACAAAAUAAUUUCUGUUUAAAAAUAUUCAGAGGCACAGCUGCCUUAAAGAAAGUUGGUAUUACCCGUGAGUAAACUUUCUUAGGUUUGUGUCUGCACUGUUGUGAACAGGCCUGAGGGGAAACUUCAUGCUGAUGAUUUUUCAUAAAAAUAUAUUCAUCUAAAAAUUAACUUACUGUCCAGUUCUUCUCUCUCCUCCCCCGCCCCCUCUCCCCCUCUCCCCAGGAGACCAAAGAAAAUGGAGCAUGUCACAGAAUUACUGAAACAGAUUUUAAACUUACUCUGUGGCUGCUCUAAUAGAUCUCCUAAUCAAAUGUGGGGGUAAAAAAAUGACAUAAAAACAGUGUUGAAUUAAUGAAAAACAUUGUUAUAAUCCGACAGAUACUCUAUAGUCACCUCACAUAAGUGUUCAUUUGUUCUUCUCAUCUGCUGUUCUUGGUUAAAUUUCAGCCUGGACUGGCAUCCAAACAAUGUCCUGCUGGCUGCCGGGUCUACUGACUUCAAAUGCAGGUUAGUGACUAUAACAAAAAAUUAACCACUCAGUGUUUGUUAUAUUUUAUUUUUUUGUAAUGGUGAUGAAUGUUUCAUGCAAGUGUUGAUCUCUGACUUGACAUUAGUGUGAUACCUUGAUGUGUUACUAUAAAUAGCCCCCAAUCUUCUCUGAUUUUGGCCAAUUGACUUUGUCCCGCCAAACAUACGAUUCUAAAUCAAUAGUCUGUAAUGAAUAGAUCAUUGCCUUGUAUAGUCAAUGAGAUCGGCCGUGACUGCGCAGAUGCCAUCACCUAAAAUGAACUGCAUCUCAGAUCUGAAUUCUUUCAUGAUUCCCUAGGGUAUUUUCUGCCUAUCAGAAAGAAGUUGAUGAAAAGCCAGGUCCCAGCUCAUGGGGCACCAAGAUGCCCUUUGGAGCCCUGAUGGCUGAAUUUAGCAAUGGACUUGGUAAAUAUUGAUUGCAAAAACUCUGACCUCCUAGUUUAGUUAUGUUGACAACAUGGUGUUGUUCACUAAUGUUGCCAACAUGGUGUUGUUCACUAAUGUUGACAACAUGGUGUUGUUCACUAAUGUUUGCAACAUGGUGUUGUUUACUUAUAUUGGCAACAUGGUGUUGUUUACUAAUGUUGGCAACAUGGUAGAAAUGGUGGGAUUUAUUAAUCUUUAAGUGUCUUACAAAAAAUCUAUAAAACCUAAUUUGUAAUUGAUAAUCCAACUAAUUGAUUAAUUUUAAACUUGUUUUAAUUUCCAUGCUUUGUGCUUUUAGGAUAGCAAAAUGGUCAGUUCAUCUAUGCCAACUCAGGAAAGGGUAUUUUAUGACAUCAAAUUCAGUUGUCGCAAAACUAAUGUUAGUGAGGGCUGCAUAUUACUUUAGGGGUGCACACCAUAUCAAAAUGCUACACUUUAUAUUUCAAACCCCCUUUGAUACAAAAAAAAACAUAAUUUUACCACACCAUUAAAUCAGUCUGCUCUUACAGGAGGCUGGGUGCACUCUGUAUCUUUCUCUCCCAGUGGUGACAAAGUGGCCUGGGUGGGACAUGACUCCAGUGUGUCUGUUGGGGAUGCCACUAAAGGAAAUGAGUAAGUUUUUAAAAAAAAAUAUUCUAACUAUAGCUCUAACAGUAAGUUCCACUAAUGUGCACGUCCAAUCAUACGUUAUCUCGGGUGGGUGGGCAGUGAAAAAUUAUUCUUAAUUUAGUUGUGGUUUACCCCUUUCAUGUCACAUCAGACUUAGUUUGAUUUCUCAUUAAAUCCUGCCACAGGUUGGAGACCAGACUCGGAUUGCAGGCCCAAACUACUUUUUUAACCUCUUUUAUUUUGAGUCUUGUUUUUAUUUAAAAAUCAAUGAAACUCCUUAAAUUAAAUUGCUCAAAAUAAAAGUAAUGCCAUAUAAUUUAACAAAAACACUCUAUCUCAGUCAUUUAAAAAAAAAAAAAAAGCUUUUUUUUUUUAAAAUUUGAAUGAUGACCCUUUUCAGACUCACUGUAAUUAGAGAGAGUUUCCUCCCCUUCAUGGGCAUUACCUGGAUAACUGAAAAUAGCCUUGUUGCAGCUGUAAGUAGUAAACGUGUGAUUUUUUUUAAUCCAAGUUCAAGUAAUUUUAUAUAUAGAAAUAGAAGGAUUGACCAUCUCAGGAUAGAAUUUAGCUUUUAAAUCAGUACAGAGCUCCAUUAGCACUCACAGUAAACAGACUCUCUCGUCCAGACGGUGUUCACCUGACCUGGAUGGUGUAAACUUGUUAUUUGACUGAUGUAAACUUGUUAUUUGACUGAUGUAAACUUAUUUGACUGAUGUAAACUUGUUAUUUGACCGAUGUAAAUUUGAUAUUUGUCUGAUGUAAACUUGUUAUUUGACUGAUUGCUAACCUAUCAUUUAUUUCUGGCUGACAGGGCUAUGACUGCAAUCCUAUGCUGUUCUCUCACACUGGGGGAAAAGUCAGCCUGGUGGGACAGCUUGACCAGUCCCAGGAAAAGGAGUCUGGACAACUGAGGUAUGGUUUGUUGUUUUAUCAUUUAUAAGGAAUCAACAAGUUAAGUCGUGCAAACUGCACUGUCAAGGCUUUCAUCUUUACAUCAACUUAUAUAUAUAUAUAUAUAUAUAUAUAUAUAUAUAUAUAUAUAUAUAUAUAUUUUUUAAGUUCAGACAUUUGAAUUAAAGAUAUUUACCUGGGGACCAGACAUCAAUGUCUAUUAAUUAAUUAAUUUAAUUAUAUUUAUUUUUCUUAAUACAUUGCAGCUCUUAUUUUCUCCGAAUGCAUUGCAGCUCUACCCCUAUUAAAUUUUUGCUUUUGAAUGUGUAUUCUAUGAUUUAAAAAAAAAAAAAAACUCGUUUUAAUUGUGUAUAUUACUGUGUAUUGUGUAUUAAUAUUGUGUAUUAUUAUGUAUGUGGUGAAAGUUCAUGUCUGUUUUGAAAGUUUAUGUCAGUGGAAUCGUUAUUUUCUCCGAAUGCAUUGCAGCUCUACCCCUAUUAAAUUUUUGCUUUUGAAUGUGUAUUCUAUGAUUUAAAAACAAAAAAAAAACUCGUUUUAAUUGUGUAUAUUACUGUGUAUUGUGUAUUAAUAUUGUGUAUUAUUAUGUAUGUGGUGAAAGUUCAUGUCUGUUUUGAAAGUUUAUGUCAGUGGAAUCGUUCAGCUACCAGUGUUGUCCUUAGAUUCAGACCACCCAAUGUUGUAGAUUACAACCAGUCCUCUAUGGAUGGCGAUGGAGAAAAUGAAGAGAGUGAAACACACUUCUUAAUUGUCAGGUUGGGAGGCAUGGAUCACUUGUGCAUUUCGUUUUGAUUCCUGGCGUUUGGCAUGGGGUGGAUAAGAAAAAAUGAAACUGACGUUUUUGAAUUGAACGUUGUAACAGGAACGUUUGUCCUGAUACCUGAUAAAAUCUUGCAUGGAAAUCUCUGAGGAUGUUCUCAGAGCAAUUGUCAGCCUUUAACACAGUUGUAGAUGUGAUAUUAGUGGGAACUGUACAUUUUGUCAUGGCGCUCAUUUGGCUUUUAAUUCACUGUAGUGAAUGUCUUACAAAAAUAUGGUGAAAACUGUUGUAACAAUUAAAAGAUUGCUUUAAAAAGAAUGGCAAAUUUUGAAGUGCAUCUCUUAACAAAUUAAUUGUAUUAGAUUUAGUGAAUGUAACUUAUAUUUGCUUAUCAAUAAUCAUCCAAAAUGUGUACUAUGUGCAUUUUUGAGCAUGGAAUUAGAUGCAAUUCUAAAAAAUAGGAGAAGCUAUUACUAUCAAGCAUUAUCCAUUCUGACCUCAUUUAGGAGAAUACAAUCUCCAAAGUUAGUUGAUGAUAACGAUGAUAAUAAUGAAAGGGCUUUCAUCUUGUAAAUCUACAUCUUGUCACCCGUUGUUUGUCUGGAAUACUUGACUGUUCUUUGCAUCUUGACAUGUGUCUUUAAUUUUGUGGUGGGGACACAGUGAACAGAUAAGGUUUAAUCCCACUUCACACAGAUAAGGUUUAAUCCCACUUCAAGAGCACGUCUAUUUUAUGACUUCAAUGCUGAGACAAGAUACAAUAAGAUUCAUAUACAUCCAAAUAAAUGGAAAAGUUUUAAUUACAUUCAUUUUCAGCACCAAGACCAAUAAAUAUUCUUACCGCGACAUCAUUUUAAAACUAGAACAAUUUAAACACAAAGACAACCUGAAGUAUUUCUCAAGCAUAAAAAUUGUCCGUCAUGGACAAUAAAAGUUCACUCCCUCAGUGACAUAAAAUGAAUUUAUUACUAAUUAAUUAGAUUUUGUAACGGUUGCGGGAGCACUCUGGUAAUUUCUGACAGACUGUGGAACCAAUGAUUUUUUAAAAUCUUUCGGUCCUAACUUUGAUGGAAAGAAUUCCUCCCGACCGAGCUGAUCUUUGGCAUCUGUGAUGAAGAGGAUGGGAUGUUUCCUCAAAAAUGUUUGUUGUUUUUUUACUAGGAUCUUUCUCAUAAUCAUGUCCUCCCCAAGAAAAUCUGCCUGACUUGAAGUCCUUACACCUGGCCAUCUGUCCCUAUUUGGAGAUGGCGUCCUUACACCUGGCCUUCUGUCCCUAUUUGGAGAUGGCGUCCUUACACCUGGCCUUCUGUCCCUAUUUGGAGAUGGCGUCCUUACACCUGGCCUUCUGUCCCUAUUUGGAGAUGGCGUCCUUACACCUGGCUAUCUGUCCCUAUUUGGAGAUGGCGUCCUUACACCUGGCUAUCUGUCCCUAUUUGGAGAGAUGACCCUAUAGAAUUUCUAAACUGCUACUUCCGGGUUGUGAGACAGAUUACAUGCCAGUGCAGCUGCUGGACUCAUAUGUGUCCACAAAUCUGUUGUUCACAAUGUACGAUGUAAUAGCGUGUUUGCAAUAAUAAUUAUGCAUGGAUAACAAAGAGUUAAAUUAUUUGUGACGAAUUGAUUAACCCUUAAGUUAUGGUAUGUGAUUAGAACAUCUAACAGUGGUUUGCUCCAGGUAGUUGACAUAGUGAUGCUUGUCAAGAGAAAUUGGUUUGAAGCUUGGUUUCCCAACAGUGGAGUAUAAAGAUGAAACAUUACCCUAAUUACCAUCAUGUCUAGUCCUUUGCACACUUUACUUUAUUUGAAUUAUUUAUUAGGGAUGAUUAUAUUUUGUAUAAAAGAUGACUGGGACAUUAAGAUCCAAAUGAAACAGAAUGUACAAAAUGUCCCUUUAAUUUUUGGUUUAGCUGAUAUAUAUAAACUACAUUUUCAUUCAUUGUAAAAAAAAUUUUUUUUAACUGAAUCAAAGUAAAUGUCACUUAGAAAGAUAAAAUAAUUAACAUUGGAUCAUACUUAUGGGAUAAUAUUAUUCUAACAUUAGGAAAUUUUAAAAUAUUUUUUCAAUUUUUUUUUUUAAAAAGUGCCAUGAAUCGUUUCAAAAACCUGGACAAGAAGGCAACUGCUGCAGAUACUUCCACUGAACUGAGAACUCAGCACCAGAACACUAUAAUGUAAGCCUUCAUUAUAACCCAGCCAGACCCUUUCAGCCACCCUGGGAAUAAUUUUACACAAUAUUUUUUUUUACUGUUUUUAGCAAAACAUAAGCACAAAUUUCACUCCUUUAGAGCUUUUGACCUGCUUUAAAAAAACAAAAAACAACUGUUUAUCUUCAAUGCAAAUCAAAAUUGCUGUGUGAUCAUUCCUUCUGGUUGCUUAUAGACCACCACUUUGCGUAGCAUGGCCAUAAAAUAGCUUUCAUAUUUCCUUUUAGUUGUCACUUGGAGAUUUCUGUGUGUGUGUGUUUAUGUGUGUGGGUGGAUUCAAUGAGAUGUUAUUUUACAGCUCUUUGCAGAUCAUUAAAUAAUAAGACUGUUGUGUAAAAUCAAUAUAAAUAAAACUCCCAUGACCUGAUUUUGUGGCUUUUUAGGCAAGUGUCAAUUCAUACUGGAACCAAAGCCAGCGCCAACAAGAUUGCAACAUCAGGUGUUGAUGGGAAGCUCAUCAUAUGGGAUCUCAAAGUAGGUCAUGUCUGUUCAGCCACAUCAUGUAACUGCUCAUUGUGUGGUCUCAAAGUAGGUAAUGUCUGUUCAGCCACAUCAUGUAACUGCUCAUUGUGUCCUCUCAAAGUAGGUCAUGUCUGUUUAGCCACAUCAUGUAACUGCUAAUUUUGUCAUCUCAAAGUAGGUCAUGUCUGUUCAGCCACAUCAUGUAACUGCUCAUUUAGUCAUAUCAAAUGAGACUUGUCAUAUUAUUAUUUUUUUUUACAAUGAUGUGUGACACAAAAUUAUGGUGAUUUAUUGAAUGCCAAGAUGCUCUUCUGAUUUCAGAGAUGAUAAAUUCAACUUACAUUGGAUGCUGUUUUUUUCUGAGCUAGCAGCUUACAGAAAGUAUAUAAAGUAUAUUUACCAAAGUAAACCAUCUAUGAAUUUGUGAUACUUAUUUGGUUUUCUUUCAUUUCCAUUUUCAGUCCCUGGAGAAGAGUAUCCAAGGCUUGAAGAUUGCCUAAUUAUCUGGCCAAGCAGCAGUCAAGGUUUUAUUGGCCAACCUUUAGCACAGCAUUUUUUUCAUUUCUCUGCAUUUUUUUCUUUUUACUGGAGAUACGUUUUAAAAAAAUCUCCAAAACUUUAGGCAUGGUGUACGCUAAUCAACUUUGUUCAAAGCCAGAAGCCUGCAUUAAUUUAUUUUGUUUGUUCUGGAACAGUAAUAGUAUAAAUGCUGGUUUGUGUACAGGAACAUUUAUAUCAGACAGACCUUACUGAUGACACUGUAUGACCUAGUUACUGAUGACACUGUAUGACCUAGCUACUGAUGGCACUGUAUGACAUAGUUACUGAUGACACUGACAUAGUUACUGAUGACAUUGUAUGAUGUAUGACCUAGUUAUCUUAGUUCCUAUUUUUAAAUUGGUUACAUGUUAUUCCUUGUGAAUUCAUUCACAAUUUUAAUAAACAGCACUUUUUUAAUAAAAAAAAACUGCUCUGGAC